ACUUUGUCGAGUCAAACUCGAGCAUGCUGAAGGUGUUUACAUAGGUGGAACUAUAUUUCCCAAUUUUCCAUUGUAUUUCACAGUGGGCGUCUAUCCUACUCCUACCACACCAAAAUUUUAUUGUCAUCCACAAAAAGGAGCACAUUAUCUGAAACAGAGUCGCCAAGCAGUUCUCUCAUCCGGUCAUGGCUCUCACCAUCGGAAAUGGAGGCGGCGGCGGUACCAUUCUCUGCCGCAACAUCAUCAGAAGCUCAUAUCCUCACCUCCCCCUUCGUCCACACCGCGUCUCCCCCCCAUCGCCGGCGUCGUCCCUCUCCCUCUCCCCCUCCCCAAGAACUUCCCACGUAGUCUCGGCCAAGAAAUUCGCCUCUCGAACGGGACGGUUCGAUAGCAAGAAUCGGAGGAAGGCCGCCACAAUCAAAGAAGAAGAGGAAGAAUCAGAGCAACGGACGGCUGAAUUUCAAAGAGGACCGGAAGAUGGUAGCGCAGGAGCCAUUGAUGAUGUCGACGAUGGGUAUUUCUUGCCGAAGCUUCCCGGCGACGAGCCUGAUUUCUGGGAGGGACCUCAGUGGGAUUGGCUCGGCUUUUUCGCCCAGUACAUGUGGGCUUUUGGGAUCGCUUUUGCCUUAGUUGCAUGUGGGAUUGCUGUGGUCACAUACAAUGAAGGGGCAACAGACUUCAAGGAAACUCCUGUAUUCAAGGAAUCAAUGCAAUCUCAAGAGCUUCUAGAAAAACAAGACGGAUCUAACUCUAAUGUUUUCGAGUCCAACCCGACUGAGGAGGCACCUAGUUUGGAGUAGGCCCAUGUAUUUAGUUUGGUCAUAUCGAUCCUGGCCAUUAUAAACAUUCUAACCAGGACAUUGUCUUUAGUGUAAGGUAAGAUUUCCUAUAUACGCCAUAAGCUUUUUGAGCUUUUUUUUUUUUUUUUGUUCUCUUUUAAUAUUUGUGAUAUAUUGAUGCAAGAAAGCCAGUUUCUGAAA
Messenger RNA from Malania oleifera, 980 nucleotides. RefSeq lists its product as uncharacterized. The transcript is spliced from 2 exons. The record is from RefSeq and is a predicted model, not a curated record. Bases 186 to 800 code for a protein of 204 amino acids. NCBI's taxonomy places the organism in Eukaryota, Viridiplantae, Streptophyta, Magnoliopsida, Santalales, Ximeniaceae.